Messenger RNA from Cloeon dipterum, 1907 nucleotides. Its product is annotated as poly [ADP-ribose] polymerase tankyrase-like. The record is from RefSeq and is a predicted model, not a curated record. Gene Ontology annotation, molecular function: NAD+-protein mono-ADP-ribosyltransferase activity; NAD+ poly-ADP-ribosyltransferase activity. Gene Ontology annotation, cellular component: nucleus. Bases 307 to 1164 code for a protein of 285 amino acids. Lineage: Eukaryota; Metazoa; Arthropoda; Insecta; Ephemeroptera; Baetidae. The transcript has 5 exons.
UGCACCUUUACACUUUAUUCACCUUACUUUCACCUUGUGCUCCAGGCCCCAAUAUCUAGAAUCCUUACUCCUUUGUAUCUACCACAUAUCUAUCCACGGACUCAGCCAAUUUCAAGUCGUUCGUUUCCGUUUCCUCCAGAUUCCCCUAUCGGUCUACCCUCACCCUCUCUCCUGAUGUCUGAUGCAUUUACCCAUAUUAUUUGAUAUACUGUGGCCGCUCCUGCUCCCUGCUCCUGCCGAGUAGCUAGAAGUUGUCGAGGGAUUCCCUGUCCCUCUGGACUCCCUGGAAAAAAGUCUACGAUUAAAAUGAAGCGCAGAAGUAGUCGGAAGGGUAAUUUAAGCUCAGGAAGCAACUCAUCCAAAAAAUGUAGAGUAAGCAUCACGGGCGAUGGAGGCUACAAAGAUUCCAAAGGCUGCUUUAAACUGGAAGAGCUGUCCCACACCAGUGGGGACUAUAAUCUUAUAUUCGACAAAAUGCACAAAACAAUUGUACAGCACCAAAAUGACAUACCUUUCUCGGAAUAUAACAUAUUGCAGGUGUUUAGAGUUCACAAUUCUAUUGUGAAAGAGCGAUACGAGCAGCGCAGGAAGCAGAUGACCUCUGAGAUCACCAAGGAUGGAACGAAUUGCUAUUCAUACAUUGAGGAAAUGCGACUUUGGCAUGGGUCGCCCUAUGCAGAAAAGAUUUGCGAGACUGGCUUCAAUUUACAGCCUUCUAAUCCAAAUGGGUUGUUUGGCAAAGGAAUUUACUUCGCGGAGCACUCGUCAAAGAGCAACCAAUACUCGUGGGGUGUUGGGCGCGGCUGCCCCCAGCACAGUAAAACAGCUUGCUACGAUUGUCCAAGACUAAUGCUGCUAUGCAAAGUUUCCCUUGGUCGAAAGUUGUUGACUCAAAAUGCUGUCAAAGCUGCCCCUUCCAACGUGGACACAGUGGUGGCUCGACCAGAAGUCAUCAAUAUGGGUCUGAGAUACCCAGAAUACAUCAUCUACAACCAAGACCAGGCCUACCCUAGCCACCUGAUCAAGUACAAGAUUAUGCCUGUCAGAUGUAAUGAGUGUGAUUCUCUUGGGCAGCAAAUACAGAAAACAAAAGCAGAUGCGGACAGCCAUGUGCCAAACAUUUGCCUCCCAGACGAAGCAAAGGAUAUAUGUACUAUCUCGUGAAAUUAGUUACAUCUGCCUUCUUACCGUGUAUGUUGAUGUGAGAAGAUAUCGUUCGUACAAACAUUCUGUCACUUAAUUAGGAUUUUAAUGUAUAUAAUUAGAUUAAACUUAAAAUUAGUGAUUAGAGUAGACCAACCACACAAACACAUGACCACACAUUUUUGUCUGAUGAACUACUUAUGUAAAAACGGGAAAAAACUAAAGAAAAUAAUCAAAACAUGAAUAAAAAACUAAACUUCUUUGAGAUGUCAGGGUAGGAUUACCCUGACAGAAGCUACCAAGCAAUAUUACUGUAAUAGAUAACAAUGUAUCGACGUGGUGGCGCUCAGGGUACACGAAGGGGUAGAGAGUUAUAUAACAGUCGAGGAGAGACUGCAGAAGAGACAAAGAUGAACCACCGGCGCAAGCAGUCGAGCCCUCUCUCUCUCUCUCUCUCUCUCUCCCUCCUCGCAGCCGACAUGUAGCUGACACACAAUAAACAUACGUAAUGCAAUAUAACUCUGUUUCCCUGCUCGCACCCCUUUUGCCUAAAUGAGGCAUUCCCGAGACAUAAAGCGCACCCAAUACUUCCGGAGUCCGAGAUCCUACAACGAAUAAUUAAUAAGCACACGGGGAAGUCGCAACCCCCGGUUUUCAGGGCUCCGGCGGCCGAGGCGGCGUUGGCCCCCAAUAUCUCACCUUACUUAAGCGCGCGGCGUGGCAGCGCGCCCCUCUGACAGUUGAUCAGAAUUACUUGGUGUAAU